Symbiodinium sp. CCMP2592 is the source of this 291-nucleotide messenger RNA. The record is from the annotation of a GenBank genome assembly. Lineage: Eukaryota; Dinophyceae; Suessiales; Symbiodiniaceae.
AUGGCAUCCUUUUCUUUUCGGUCUGAGGCGACGGCGCUGGCUCUGCUGGCAGAUCUGCUUGGGGAGCUUGAUGCGUUUCCCAGGGCAUCUUCUGUUUCGCAGCUUCGGCUGGGGUUUCCGGGGCAGGGGCAGUCGGAGCUCCCAUCUCCCAGGGGAGCGGCUGGGUCGACUUUGAUGUUUCCGCUGAGCCCGCCGAGGGAGCGCUACUUUCCCAAGGCAUCCGCUGGGGUGCUCCAUCCUGGGUAUCCAUGCUUCGACUGUACACAACAUCAAGAAGCCGCGGAGCUUUGA